AUGAGACCUACCGUAGGCAUCGUCUCCAUCGGUGAGAUGGGCCUGGGCAUGGCCCGACUCCUCAAAGCGCAUGACUACCAUGUGAUGACCGUGGCCCAAGGACGAAGUGAGCACACCCUCGCGCGAAUCAACUCGGCGGGCAUCGAGAUCCUCCCCUCGGACGAAGACCUAGUAAUCCAAGCCGACUACAUCCUCUCAAUAGUACCGCCGAAAAACACCAUGGCGACGGCGCAACGCAUAGCCAAAGCGUAUGCAUACACCUCGCCACAGAACCAGACCAAAGAAGCGGCUCGGGAAGGCAGCCGACUGAAACGAAACGAACUAUACUACCUCGAGCUGAACGCCGUUCCGGCGCGCAUGGCCGCGGAGAUGGCAAGCCUAUUCGACGCCAAAGAAAAUUCCGAUCUCAAGAUCUCGGACAAGUCGGACAUUUCCGACCAGUCAGGCAAGUCCGGCUGCCACUUUCUCGAUGGCGGCAUCAUAGGCGGGCCGCCGCAAAGCACGCAAGAUGGGUGGACAAGGCCUAGCGUGGUGCUUUCGGGCGCUGUGGAUAUGCAUCUGGCCCCUGCGUUCGAAGCACUGGCAGAAGUCUUGAAUCUCCAGUUGGUCUCGGCGCAGCUUGGAGCGGCGAAAACGCUCAAGCUCUCCUUUAGUGCGCUGACCAAAGGCCUAACUGCCCUGUCGAUUAUGUCAUUCUCCACGGUGCACAAGGUGUCGAUGCUGCCACAGCUCUUGGCGUUGUUGGAGGAACAGUCUCCGCGAACGGCGGCUCUGGCGACUCAUGGUGUUAUUGGGAUGAGUCCUAAGGCAUAUCGGUGGGAGGAUGAGAUGCGUGGGAUUGGGGAGAUGUUGGAGCGUGUGGGUGGGUGGGAUGUCGGCGGGUCGGCUUAUGGAGGGAUUGCGGCGGUGUAUCGGACUAUUGCGGAGGAUACAAUACUAGGGCAGGAACGAGUUGAACAUCGUGUCCGCGGUGUGACGGUUGACGAUGCCGCUCGGAUCAUUGCUUCACGGGCCAGUAUGUCAUAG
Messenger RNA from Penicillium antarcticum, 1026 nucleotides. RefSeq lists its product as uncharacterized. Gene Ontology annotation, molecular function: oxidoreductase activity. The transcript is spliced from 2 exons. NCBI's taxonomy places the organism in Eukaryota, Fungi, Ascomycota, Eurotiomycetes, Eurotiales, Aspergillaceae. The coding region runs from base 1 to 1026 and encodes 341 amino acids. The record is from RefSeq and is a predicted model, not a curated record.